UGAGGGGCUGACGGGAAGCCUGAGCCACUCUCCUGUGAUUUCUCACUGUGAGUGACAGUGAGGGGCUGAGGGGAAGCCUGAGCCGCUCUCCUGUGAUUUCUCCCUGUGAGUGACAGUGAGGGGCUGAGGGGAAGCCUGAGCCGCUCUCCUGUGAUUUCUCCCUGUGAGUGACAGUGAGGGGCUGACGGGAAGCCUGAGCCGCUCUCCUGUGAUUUCUCACUGUGAGUGACAGUGAGGGGCUGAGGGGAAGCCUGAGCCGCUCUCCUGUGAUUUCUCACUGUGAGUGACAGUGAGGGGCUGAGGGGAAGCCUGAGCCGCUCUCCUGUGAUUUCUCCCUGUGAGUGACAGUGAGGGGCUGACGGGAAGCCUGAGCCGCUCUCCUGUGAUUUCUCACUGUGAGUGACAGUGAGGGGCUGAGGGGAAGCCUGAGCCGCUCUCCUGUGAUUUCUCCCUGUGAGUGACAGUGAGGGGCUGACGGGAAGCCUGAGCCGCUCUCCUGUGAUUUCUCACUGUGAGUGACAGUGAGGGGCUGAGGGGAAGCCUGAGCCGCUCUCCUGUGAUUUCUCACUGUGAGUGACAGUGAGGGGCUGACGGGAAGCCUGAGCCGCUCUCCUGUGAUUUCUCACUGUGAGUGACAGUGAGGGGCUGAGGGGAAGCCUGAGCCGCUCUCCUGUGAUUUCUCACUGUGAGUGACAGUGAGGGGCUGACGGGAAGCCUGAGCCGCUCUCCUGUGAUUUCUCACUUGUCGCACUAGAUUGAGCACAUGUCACUAUGCACAAGGGCCUAGCUUCAAGGCCUCAGUCCCGACCUUCGAAGGGGAAGCUUCAUAAGCAAUGAAGCAGUACUGCAGAUAUAGACAUUUGUACUGCAUUCGAAGAAAGAAGAUAUGUUUUCACCACUCAGAUAUUGCGCAAUAGACUAUUUAUAUGAGAAUAUUGUUAAAAAGAAGUUUUGCAGAGAUACUUUAUUGCUUCGAAUUCCUUCAUGUUUAUAUCAAAAUAAAAGUUAUCAAGCAGGAAUUAUUGAUAAUACAUUUAGAAGGCCAUGGACAAGAGUCUCGACUGUCGCCGUUUGGGGGAUGUCAGAUAGUUCCAUCUUGGAUCAAUGGACAGCGAGUCUCUCCGUGGAGGAUUUCCUUGAGAAAAAUAUAGUUACUGGAAUAGCAACCCAGAUUAACUAUGAAUUUGAAGAAGUUGUCCCAAGUUCAAACCCAAACUCCCAAACUAAAGUAGAAGAAGACGAUUUAUGCAUCUGUAAGGACUACAGUGAAAUCUUUACAACUGUCAACUGUUCAGCACUUCAGACUCAGAAACAAGAUUUAUCCAUUGAUGAAGAGAUCAUUUUUAUAAACAACUUGAAUUCCUAUAAACAUCAGUUACCAACUUGGCAAACACUGUUGAGAAGGUUAAAGCUAUACUUGGUAGAAGACCCACUUUUAGAUUUCAAUGAAAAGAUCUGCACAAGAACUGAUUUCAUCUGGGAAUGCAUCUCUUUUCAAACAAAUCGGAAACAUUUCAUUAAAGAAGAUUUCUGCAUGGAUAAUGAGAAUUUUUAUCCGGAAAAUUUAGAGAAUACACCAGAGAGUGAAUUCUUAAUAUCUACAAACCUCCAACAAGAAGCUGAUAACCCAUCAUCCUCAGAAUUGACGAGAUCUUUAAGCUUAGUACCAGAGAUUAAUGAUGUCGAUGGAAAUGAAAAGCUUUUCAAAGAAGAUCUUAGUAACCUUCCUAAAGAGCAUGAAAUUGACACUGAGGAUUUAAAAUGCAGCUCCAAAGAGACUUUGGCCAUUCAAAGCCAGUGUGAACCAGAAUUCAAUGAACAAGUAGAGUUAGAUAUGCCAUUAGCUUCUCUGCACUCAAUGACCCAUGAUUCUUCAGUAAAUUCACUAUGCAAAGGACUUCAGCCAUUUCCAUCUCCUUCUGUUGAUAAAGUUACUUUGCCUGCUACUGAAGGGCCAGCUGACAAACUGUGUAAGGAGAGGCAGUUAGAAGAUUGUGGGAGUUCUUUGAAGUCAUCUUCGCUUACAGUGCCAAUAACUGAGGAGCCCCAUAGGCAGUAUUCAGUUACCGAUUUGAAAAAGAUGAUGUCUGUUGAAGAAGAAACCCUUCAGGUUAAUCCUAUAAACACAGAAUGCUGGAAGCAAGAAGGAUUAAACAUGACAGUGACAGACACUUUGGAACAGUGCAGUACACACUUGUGUCAUGAUCUGUCUUCCGAUGAGACUGUCAAUAAAAGGGAGAUAUGUUUGCCUAUAGAGGAAUUUCAACUAGCCUCAUGUCCAGAUCAUAAAGAUCGUUCCUCACCAAUUUUACUUAUUAAUGAGAAAUUCACAAAUGCUCAUUCAUCACUUCCACAGAAGAGUCUAGAUCUGGCAAAAGAAGUACCAAACCCAUGUUUGUCUGAUGAUUAUGCCUCUGUUAGAACAUCAACAAAAGAUGAAAAAACAAAAAAUGAUCUAGAACCAGCUCAAAAAAUAAACGAAGACAAAGAAAAUAAAGAUUGCUUGGGAUCUGGUUGCACAAUACCAUCUACUGAAUCAUGUUCCUCUUCAAAAAUUGGAAGAGCACCAUUUAAACAUAAUGAAAAAUGGGAUAGUGACUUGGACCUUUUGAGUCAUUUUAUAAUGAUGCGAAAAAAAUAUAAGCCUUGUACUUCAGAGACUGAGGUCACAGACACUGAUGAAAAAAAUGAAAUUCGAGAUAAAGAACAGACUUUGACUGUACAGGAAGAUAAUCCUGAUGUUUGUACUAAUAAAACCCCAGAGAAAAUCAGUCAUGAAAGACUUGAAGACAAUGUCAUUGAGAUUCAAGCAUCAGACAGCCAGUGCCAAGCAUACUGUCUCCUAGAAGCAGCAGCUUCUCCUGUUCUAAAAGAGCUUACACGCCAUUGUACUCUGCCAACUGCUGACUGGAAUUUUGCCACAGUUAUUUUUGACCAGACAAGGUUCCUCUUAAAGGAACAAGAAAAAGUAGUAAGUGAUGGCAUUCACUUAGGUACAAAUGAUGAAAGAGAAAUAACAUUCAAGAAUGCUGCUCUCUUACACCUUCUGGUAACAAUCAGAGAUAUACUUUUAACAUGUAGCUUGGAUACAGCAUUAGGUUAUUUGUCAAAUGCAAGAGAUACCUACAAAAAUACUUUGGGCUCUUAUUUGGAUGUUAUUUGGAGACAGCUAGAGGUCAUACAGUUUAUUAGGAGUGAAAAACCUGAAACCAAUUACAAGAUACAAGAAUUGCAACAUCAGAUACUUAAGUGGAUGCAAACUGAACAGCAAACUAAGGUACUGAUUAUAAUAAGGAUGGACUCAGAUAUUGAAGAACAUUUGCUCAUUAAAAUCCUUAACCAAAUGGGAGGUUUAACUUUGACUGUCUUACAUUUGAAUGAAGGGAACUUUUUUCUGGAACCAGCACAUGGUACAAGUUCCUGUGUAAUUGUGCAUAAUCAAAAUAUUGGAGCAGAUUUCCCCUGGAGUAAUUUCUCUUUCGUGGUGGAAUACAAUUACGUAGAAAACUCUUGUUGGGUGGAACAUUGCAAAACAUUGAAUAUUUCCUAUAUGACCUUUAAGGUGAUUCUUCCUGAUGCAGUUUUAAAGGGAAAGACCAUGCUGGAUAGAUUUGGUGGCUUCCUGUUGGAAAUCCAGAUUCCUUAUGCAUUUUACGCAUCUGAGGGGCUUCUUAAUAGCACUGAAAUAUUUCACUUGCUAGAAUCUAACUAUAACAUCACAUUAGUGGAAAGAUGCUGUAGCGAGUCACUGAAACUUUUUGGAGGCGUAGAGUACUAUGUAGUGAUAACAAUUGAUGAACACACUGCCAUAAUUUUGCAGGACCUAGAAGAACUGAAUGGUGAAAAAGCAGCAGACAAUGUGAUCAUGAGACUCAUGGCAUUAUCAUUCCAGUACGACUAUUGUUGGAUAAUUUUAUAUACCAAAGAAACAUUAAACUCAGAGUACUGUUUUACAGAAAAGAAACUUCAUAAUCUAGCACUGAUUUAUGCAGCUGUGGUUUCAACUGGACUAAAAUCAGAACUGACUGUAAAGCUUAUAAUUUCCCCAGGAAUGGAAGAGACUGCAAUGACAGUUCGACAAAUUGCUGACCACAAUUUAAUGACCUCAGAGAAGGGUCCUCAACAGUGGCUGGACAAAUCCUGUCUCAGAGUUUCACCAUCUAAGGAGGAAGUGGACUUACUUCAUUUUCCAUGUAUUAGUCCAUUGGUGGCUCAGCUCAUGUUAAAUACAGGACGUCCACUCCACUGGCUGUUAUUAGCAACUCUUGGCCGACUACAGGAACUCCUGCCUGAAGUACCAAAAAAAGUAUUAAAGCAUUUCUGUGACAUCACUUCCUUAUUCAAGAUGAGUUAUUCUUCUACAAGGAAAUCCCCACAAAUUUCACCACCUCAAGAAAAUUUAAAUCAAACCAAUACUUUUACUUCUUGGGAUUCAGCUCCUGACUUUUCCAACUCUGUGAAUCAGGAAUACAAUGACUAUUACCAGUAUUUAAACUUAGGGGCAACAGUACAGGAAGACAUAAAUACUACUUCAAAAUAUAGCCCUGUUCUCAGGGAACGAAGAGAAAUGCCACCCUACUUGCCACCUAUGACUUCUUACAGUUACACCGACUACUUGACUGACUCCAGCUGUAACCCUAACAUAGAGCAGGGUAACCCUUUCCUAAUUGAUGCAGCAGCACGGAGCUUGGCUGACAACUCCAAUUUAAUCCAGAAUGAUUCAGAGUCAGAUUUCUUUUCUCUGGGUCUACCAGGAAGGAACUGUGAAGCCAUGAUAUCGCCAGCUGAUACUCAGGGGAUCGCUUCCCUUGAUUUCAUGAACUCUAACAGAGAAAUAUAUGAAGCAAAAGGGUCAAUAAGUAAAGAAGCACCCAAGGCCACUCAGUCUCUUCACUGGAACAUCAGGAAAAAUGUGAAGGAGCAAGAGAACCACUCAUUCAGCAUACACUAUGAUGCAGAGCAGAACACGUGUGACCUGUGGCACUCUCAGACAGGUGACAUAUUUACUAAGCAGGAAAAAUACCUCUCAGAUAAGUUGAAAAGCUCCAUGCAUGAAAAUCCACAGGCUGGAACUAAAGAAACUUCCUGGCAAGGAUUGCCAUCUGUCCCCAGCUGGGACUUCCUUUAUGGUUCUGGCUCUAAUGUAAAUCAAGAAGGAAGCAACAGUCCUUAUUUCUAUCAGAGAGCUAGAAAGCAUUCAGGACACAAAAGGCAUUCUGUAUCGUCAUCUAAAUCAGAAGACAGAAAUUCGUUAACAGACUUCAUAACUUCACAACUACCUCUACGCAAAAAGCAACGUCUGGUGUAUGAAAAAGUCCCAGGUCGAGCGGAUGGACAAACGCGUCUGAGGUUUUUUUAAGAGAAAAAAAUAGUGCUACAAGCCAUAUGCCAUUUUUUUCUGAUAAUCCAGCAAUAAAAUGAUUUUGUUUUGCUCAUUCAUUAAAUAAAAUGCAAUUGUUGUUA
Erinaceus europaeus (western European hedgehog) is the source of this 5463-nucleotide messenger RNA. It is a transcript of the gene SHOC1, whose product is annotated as shortage in chiasmata 1. Gene Ontology annotation, biological process: resolution of meiotic recombination intermediates. NCBI's taxonomy places the organism in Eukaryota, Metazoa, Chordata, Mammalia, Eulipotyphla, Erinaceidae. The transcript has 29 exons. Gene Ontology annotation, molecular function: ATP hydrolysis activity; single-stranded DNA binding. The record is from RefSeq and is a predicted model, not a curated record. Gene Ontology annotation, cellular component: condensed nuclear chromosome. The coding region runs from base 887 to 5359 and encodes 1490 amino acids.